GGCUUUGGCGCAUUUUCGGCUGGUUUGAUUCAUCCAUUUUGAAGAGACGGGGGAGCGGGGGGCUCGUCAGAUUAAGGGGCCCUGAACCUAGGAGCGGCGGAGUUUGAGAAGCCAGCAGCUCGGGGUUCGGCGGCAGCGGCCCUAUCGGCCGAAGUUGGGGGGGGUGGGGCGCCGAGCGCGCGGGGUGGGGGGGGUCCUGGUCUUUGGCUUCUCGACUCGGUCCUGUUUCGACAGCGAACAUGUCUCGGCCUGUCAGAAAUAGGAAGGUCGUUGAUUAUUCACAAUUUCAGGAAUCUGAUGAUGCUGAUGAAGAUUAUGGGAGAGAUUCGGGCCCUCCCGCUAAGAAAAUUCGAUCAUCUCCCCGAGAAGCUAAAAAUAAGAGACGAUCCGGAAAGAAUUCCCAGGAAGAUAGUGAGGACUCCGAAGAAAAAGAUGUGAAGACCAAGAAGGAUGAUUCUCAUUCGGCAGAGGACAGUGAAGAUGAAAAAGAAGAUCAUAAAAAUGUGCGCCAGCAACGGCAGGCAGCCUCUAAAGCAGCCUCUAAACAGAGGGAGAUGCUUAUGGAGGAUGUGGGCAGCGAAGAAGAGCAAGAAGAAGAGGAUGAGGCGCCCUUCCAGGAGAAUUCCGGCAGUGAUGAGGAUUUCCUAAUGGAAGACGAUGAUGAUAGUGACUAUGGCAGUUCAAAAAAGAAAAACAAAAAGAUGGUUAAGAAGUCCAAACCUGAGAGAAAAGAAAAGAAAAUGCCCAAACCCAGGCUAAAGGCCACAGUGACGCCAAGUCCUGUGAAAGGCAAAGGGAAAGCGGGUCGUCCCACAGCUUCAAAGGCAUCAAAGGAAAAGACUCCUUCUCCCAAAGAAGAAGACGAGGAGCCGGAAAGCCCUCCAGAAAAGAAGACAUCUGCAAGCCCUCCACCUGAGAAAUCUGGAGAUGAAGGGUCUGAAGAUGAAGCCCAGUCUGGGGAGGAUUAAAAGUGAUGAUGGUUUGGGGAGAGAUUUUAUUAAAAAAAAAAAAGAGAGAAAAAAAAAAGAAAAAAGAAAAAAGAGGGAAAAAAAAAAGAAAACCUACUUAAGAUAGAAUAUGGUUUUGGCUAUGGCUUGACUCAUGGGCUUUCAGUGCUUUUUUUUUUUCCUUUUAUCGAAAAUAACAUUUUCUCUUUCUCUCUCUUUUUUUAAGAAAACCAUUGUAUGUUUAAUUUACCUUUUUUUGUCUAUUGGUCUUCUCUUUGUCACUCCCCCCUCUUCCCCCUCCCCCCCUUCCCAAUGAAAGCCAUGUUAAAUUAAUCACUGGAUUGACUGCUUCAUCUUUUAUUUUGAAUGGAAGAUAUGCCACAGUUGUAAAGCAAUAAGAUUUGAGGUGAACACUAUGGAAAUUUUGCUUUUUGCUAAAUGGUAGCAAGUUGAACAGUAAUCAAAAAACCAUAGAGGGUUUUAGUUGAAAAUGAUUGCUUCUUUCUCUACCUGAACUUUAAAAAAAAAAAAAAAAAAAAAAAAAUCAGUCAUCAUCUAAUACAAGUUUAUAUUCUAUAUACAAAACUAAGGAUGUCUUAAAAAAAAAUCAUGACUUUAAACUUCCACCGACGGGGCAGGUAGGAGAUAAAAAUGAAUUCUGAAUUGUUCCUAGAAGUAUUCAUAUUUUUUACCUUGGGGCAGGGCAGGGAAUUGAGGUUACCUGACCUUGUUUGAGAGUGUGGGUUUUUUAAAAAAAAACUUCAUCACUUGUUUGUUAUCUCUAAGAGACUCUGAGCCAAGUGAUCCUUUUAUCCUGCUACAGUCUAUAAAGAACUUAAAAAAACAAGGGCCGCCAAAACUUAAAUCACUCUCGAUUUCCUCUUUCAUUUUCUAAUGGCUCAUGUUUUAAAAUAUAUAUAUAUGUAUCUAUUCUGUUUCUUGGAUAAAAUUUUACCAAGGAUCAAAAAAAAAAAAAAAGAAAUUCUAGAAUUUAAAUGGCGAGAUCUCUAUAUCACAGUGACUUUCUUCUCAAACUGACAUGUUUAGGUUUUAAGCAAAUAAAGUACCAGUUAAUGUGAAACUUGAUCACCAAGACUUGAGGUUUUUCCUUUAUGAGAACAGAGAAUUUGAAAUUCUUUUAUGCCAUCAGUGUGCAUUCAGAGCUCAUGAACCAUGCUCCGUUUUUAACUGGGGAUGGAAUGUUUUCCUUUUCCUGCACCGAUCCUCCCAUUUCUUUGUAGAAACACAGUGUGAAGUGCAUCUCUUGGCUGCCCCGCUAGUACACAGACUCCUACCGCACAGCCCACCCCCAGUGUCCCCCAGUCCUGCUCUAGACCCUGAUUGCUCCUUGCCCUGUUCCUCACUCCCUUCACGUUCUGUGCCUGAUGGGAGUAUGUGAAGUGCUGCUCUGACACUGCUCAGUUAGCUUUUGUCUUUUGACUGGCGCCCUUGCUUACCGCUCAUUGCUUAAAGCAGGAGGUAAGGGGAGCUGCAGGGCUGGAAAAACCAUACCUUCAGGAGGCUUAUGUGCUGUUGAUCACAGACUUUACAUGCCUUAUGAAGGCAGUCGGGAGACGGAUCUGUAGAUUGAUUUGCUCCUCUACAUCCUAAUAACGAGUUAACGGGAACAAGGUGUAGGGGUUGUAGGGUGUGGAAACGAAUUGAAAAAUGAGUGAACUGUAACGUCUGCCUUUCUAUCUAGUUUGCUUCCUUGAUAUUAUGCAAUUUGCUUUCUGCCUGCUAACAGCAUAUUUUUCUCUCCAGCAACCUGGCUUUCUUACAGAUGUUCAUAGAACAACAACAACAAGAAGUUACUUAAGGAAUAUUUUUACUCUGGUAAAGUAGACACUGUAAGGAAUAUCCUUACUCUGAUGGUUUUUUUUUUUUUUUCCUUUUAGAAAGCACCCGGUGGCAGAGUCAUUUCACUGUUGCACUGUGUGUGUGAAAGAAUGAAUUUGGAGAUUUUCGUCCUUGGCCAAAAAAAGCAAAACUUGAACAUAAGUAGCGAUUGGAUGAUUAUCUUUCAUGCCGAUUAACUUCAUAGUUGUGAACUUUGUAAUGAGCGUGUUAAAGAUUAUUCUCUCUGCUUUAUGAGUUUGUUCAGGUAUUUUAAACAAGAAGGUUCGUGUUCCCAUAUUAAAAAAAACAACAACAACCUAUCAGUGUUUCCACCACGCACUUCUAUUUUUAGGGGUUUCUCACGUCAAGUCUUACAUUCCUAGUAACCUUUGUGGUUUCCUUAGAUUACAUUUCAUGAAGAUUGGGGGGAAGGGUCUUUGACAACUUGAGCCUUGUAACAUAGUCCCUUUACUGUAUGAAUCUGCACUAACCUCUCUGCGAUACCCACGCACAUCCUUUAGAGGUAAUUCCGUCGUCUAGGUUAUUUGCGUGCGUUUGGCUAGGCUUCCUGAGUGGGAUCUCUUUCUUAAAGAUUAAUUCAUGAGAUUGAAAAGUGUAUUCUGUAUUUCUAAUAGACUGGACAGAAGGAUCUGUGUCCCCAAGAGGCAGGCUCCGAAUGACCUUUGUUGUCUCCAUUUUUACCUGAUGAUUCCAAACGCUCUGGUCUUCCCCUCAAAUCAUGCCUGCAAAUAGGACAGCAGUGGUGUCUCAACUGGAAACAGGUGCUCAAUAGUCAGGCUUGACAGUGAUGUCAGGACGGGUUACAAGCUCUAAGCUGGUAGUGACUGGCCACUGGCGCCCCCCUUGACUCAACGCCCUCUUUUUCUCUGGUGUGCCUAUGGUGAAAUGGCGACAGCGUUCACCCUUGUGAUUUGCAGUGCUCAGGAAGUGGGAAUUCCCUUUGAGAGUGCUUGUUUGUGUUCCCUCGGUUCUCUAGGUCGGCUCUGUUAGGUUUGCCUCCGGAACAUGGGUGUCGGCAGCUAUGCUGACUGACAGACACUACAUUCUCGUUCUACUAAGAUGCUUUGUUUCACGCUUCCGUCCCCAACCUGGACACACACAGAACGAGAACUGGGUGGCGUCCAUCUAUUUGUAGCUUGCUGCUGCUUUUAGCCUUCCCCAUCUCGGAAGGGAAUCAAUGGAAUUGGCCCAAAGGAUACAUUUUCGUUUCAAGGAUGGUGGAUUUGUCCUGCUUUCCAAAAACCUCUCUCCCUGACAUAUUUCCACUUCCUAUGGAGUCCGUGAAGGAGAAAUCAAUGGCUGUGUCCUCCUUUAGGGAGGUAGUGAGUGGAAAUCUUUGAGUCUGGAAGAAUUGUGGUGGAUUUCCCAGCUACUAUGGAGCUUUGAUACCAGUUGUGUGUUUUUGUUUUUCACCGUAACUGCUUUGCCCCAAGUUCAUCUCUCAGUUCAAUUCUUCCUCUUGGUACUGGUUCAGGUAGCAUUUUCUUGCAGGUAACUAAUCAAGAGUGGAAUUUGAAGUUACAAUCCAGUCAAGUGUUUGAGGUUCUUUAGGAUAGGAUCAACUAAACUGAACUUGACACUUUUUUUUUUUAACAUUAUUUGUGUGUGGUGUGUUUUGCUUUUGGUUUUUAAUCCAUGAACAUUCAAGUAACAAGUGGAUUUUAAAGUGCUAGGUGGGGAAAGGGAAUAGUGCUUUCCUUUAAAAAAAUAAAUAAAUAAAAAGUUUAGGAGAUGCUUUAUGAGUAUUAAAAAGGCAAGAGCAGAAUUAAAUUUUCCCAGGAGCAACAGGGAAAGCUUUAUAAACGAUUGUGUGGCCAUUCUGGCUUAAGCUAUGAAGAAAGGAAGUUUUGAUUUGAUCGGUUCUUUCUGUGCCUGCGUUACCAGUAGCUACACUGAGAAGAAGCUAUCACCUUAGGAGUUUGGAAAGGAAGGAACCUGGCCUGUGGUUUUUAUGGCAUUCAGACAAAACAAGUACUAAACGUCUCCUGUCCAGGGAUAGCUCCUGAGGUUAGAGAGUUGUCCUUUUCUCUGCGUGGAGCUGGGUUUAUUUGAAAAGGAAGUUAGUUUAUUUGAAUAAUGGGACAUCAAACUACCUAAGCCAAAUUUCAGUAUAGAACCCAUUUUCUCUUUUUUUCCCUCGAUAAGCUAGAUACAGAAGACUCCAAACCCCAGGUCCCUAAGUUACACUUCUUUUCAAAGCCUAAUUCACAGAAUUCACAGUGGUGCUGACUGUGUAUUAACCACUAUUUGGAAAAAUCCUGUAAACCUGCCUGUUGCCAUGCCAAUGGAGUGACUGAACUGGUGACAUCGGAGCAUGCUUUGUGUGGCUGGUGGUAAUGCCACCAUUGUGCAUAUACUUUGUACAUCAGGGGUGAAGGGAGGGUUUUCUAGAUUAUGGGGGGAGGGUAAAAUUGGGACUUUUUUUUUGGUUGUUCCUUUUUUGAUGGGGUGUAGGGGUGUAGUACUCAGCUUAUGCCCUAAAUAACUUGUAUAAAAACCCCCAAAGUAUUGUGUGGGUGUGUGGGUGUGAGUGUGUGUGUUUGUUAUAUGUCUGGCAAAUGAAACCUUUGUCUUCUGGAAAUUAGUGAAUUCCUCUCUCUCUCUUUUUUUUUUUUUUCCCCUCCAGAAGUAUUUGUUACAAGAUUUGUAAAUAAGAGCUCUACUUAGUUUGUUUACCAUGAACAUGUUGCAGCAAAAACCUUCUUACACCUAAUUCCUGCAAGAUGGAAGGAAAGACUUUAAGACUUGCCAGGUUAAGCAGCAGCCAAGUUCUCAGUCAUGGUUUGCCUUGAUUCAUCUUUCAGACUUCGUUUCGCCAUCUCUAAACUUCCCAGUCUUCCUUGAUUUGAGUCCUUAAUCUUUUAGGUUCUGAGCAGGAAGGGUAAAAGAGAAGAACCUGCCUAA
Molecule: messenger RNA, 5711 nt
Organism: Sus scrofa (pig)
Lineage: Eukaryota; Metazoa; Chordata; Mammalia; Artiodactyla; Suidae
Gene: NUCKS1
Product: nuclear casein kinase and cyclin dependent kinase substrate 1
Biological process (GO): interstrand cross-link repair; double-strand break repair via homologous recombination
Cellular component (GO): cytoplasm
Molecular function (GO): double-stranded DNA binding; single-stranded DNA binding
Source: RefSeq, a predicted model, not a curated record